Messenger RNA from Mya arenaria, 2275 nucleotides. RefSeq lists its product as uncharacterized. The transcript has 3 exons. The record is from RefSeq and is a predicted model, not a curated record. Bases 139 to 1275 code for a protein of 378 amino acids. Lineage: Eukaryota; Metazoa; Mollusca; Bivalvia; Myida; Myidae.
AUAUAUUGGUAUGUUUAUCAGGUCAAAUCUAAUCGUCAAUGCACACAGUUAACUUGUUAAUCUUUGCAACGCUGAUAAACUCUCGUCUUGAAUUUUGUGAAAAUUGGAGUAACCCAGUUGUACUUGUAUAUUAAGGUCAUGUUUGAUUCAAACAUCAAAGCGUUUAAAACAGCCAUUAAGAAGGCGUGCAGUGUUGCUCUUCCAAGGAAACAACUAAAGGUGUUUGGUGUUGUUUGUUUGAAGAAGGACAAGAAAAAUGAACAGACGCUGCAAAUUGAAAUGAACAUAAACAACGAAGAGGUCGGCGCAGGUCAAUCUCAGCAGAGCGUCGACGAAAAUCACAGAGUCAGUGCGGAUACUACCGAAUUGUCGAAUGAAAUUUGUAAGUUUGCUCAAAGGUUGAUCAGUUAUGAAGAUCAAUUGGAAGUGGUCGGUAUUAUCAACAUAUCGCAUAUAACAACCGAUUAUUGUAUCACUCUAAAGUGCAGUGUAGAUCAUACGCCUGUUCCCACUGGGAACGUAAAACGCAAUGUAUAUCAAUCAAUAGAAGACGACAAAAACAAAACCGUCACUAAAGUCGUUAUCCCCCCAAAAGACAAGAAGCAAACAAAGAAAGAGAUCAAGGGAAUGCAAGAUAAGCCUCUUUUCACUGGGAGCGUUAAGCGCAACGUCGGUCAAAAAUCUGAAGAAGGCAAAACACAACCUGUAACUAAAGACGUUAACCCAACACAUUGCAAGAAGCAAACAAAGAAAGAGGACGAGGGAACACAAGAUAAACCUUUCCCCACUGACAGCGAACAAACAGUGAACAAGCAAGAGAAAAUAUGUCAUAUGGGAACCAAAACAUUUAUAUCACCAAACCUAAAAGCGCCAAAAAUUCAACUUCAGACAGAGCAUGGUUUAAUACAGGGGUUGGAAGAUACUAUGCAGUUUGUGCAUGUGCAUGAGGAAUCCAAAACUGCUGAGACAGGAAGAUAUGAAUAUGGUGAUUAUAGCACUACAAUUACAACACCGAGUAGACCCGUAGCAGCAACAAAUGUAAACAUGAAAAGAAAAAAUACGAGCCAGGUUGAACAAGUUGGAGCAAAUGCCUCAACAAUCGGUAAAAAAGCAAAGCAAGAAAUGUCUGAAGAUAUGACAACGAUAAAGGAUAAACUGACAUGCCGGAAUUGUAAAAAGAAGAUACUGUAUCGCAAGAAAUGCAUGAUAAAACAUAUUAAAAUAUGCGCUAAUGUAAGUGACCAGGAUGCACUAGGAUAUAUCAAAAUAGGAUAAAUACCUUGGCCUUCUGACCAGUUUAAUUGCAAAACUGAUAUGUCGGCAUAUGGCAGAAAUUUCAACAAAAACCUAAAAACUCUUGUAUAUUUUAUUAAUUACUUUCUUUGGAGAAAGCCUUAAAUAAUCACACAUGAUGAAGAAUGAAAAUAUCACAAAACUCUUGUACUAAGAGUAUGUUUCUAUAACAAUAUAGCGUGACUUUAACGUUAUUUUAUCUUAUGGGAUAUUGAAAAAGGUCGAUUUUGUUUAAUGUGAGUGGACGAUAAUACAAGUCAUGGGAGUCAUUAUAUAAAGUAAGAUCCUAUAUAUUUUGAUCAGAGGAAAUGUACUAUAUGUCAAGUCUAAUAUUAUUUGGUUCUAGAAUGUAGUCUAUACUUGAUAUAGGACGUGAACGUGUAAAAGCGUAGACAAGAUAUGCAAAAGUUUAUUAAAUAAGUUAUAUCAGAUAACGAGGUAACGAGGAUCUUCUCUAAAACUCAGUAUAGACGUUUUCAAUGCAAUUUAAGCUAGAUUAAUUGACAUAUUAGUGUAUAUGUAUUACGUGUAUAUUCGUUUUUAUCAUGUAACUUUGUUGAUAUUGUAAUUUUAAUGAAAAACGAAUACGUUUUGAUAUACAUAAAUGUAUUUCAGACAUAAUAGAUAACUGUUGUAUAAGCUUAAUAACUUUUAGCCUUAAGAAUAUUGUAAAACUAAUCUGUAAGUUAUAGUUCCAUUAUUUAGUAUAAACGGUUGCUAGUAUUAGUAGUAGUAUAUAUACAUAUUUUUAUAUAUUCAUUUCGACCAAAAAAUUCGGUCUGUAUUGUUAAGCUGAAUAUUUUCAUAAAAUUGUCAUUCAUUAAUAUAAGUCAUGCAAUGUUAACUUAAAAUAUUAAACCAAAACUGUUCUUAAACUAAUCUCAUUUGAGUCCGCUCAGGUGACAAAAGUAUAUUUAAAGAUUAAGACAUUUUAUUCCUAGUGUGGUAAUGAGUUUAACAAUUACUAACACACUGGCUAUGU